CAGAUGAGUCAAAAGCAAGGAUGGGGAGGAGGUAAGCCAACGAGGGGAGGGUGGAGUUGCAAUCGUCAAGGUCAAGGAGGAUGGCGUGGAAGCUCAUAUCGUGGAGGCGGAAAAGGCAGAGGUAGGCCUACAUCAUGGAACAGAGUUCCAGGUGGAAACAAUGCUAGAAGCUCGAGGCCACUAGGGGUACCAUCCAGACAACUAGUAUCUGAUGUAGAUACCUUCUUACCCUACAAGGGUUGGCGACUUUAUUUCCCAGAUGAAGUGUACAGCUUUGCAUCGCCAACUGUUUCCAAGGUGAAAAUAUUUGAAAGGUUUUUCAAACAAAGGCUACCUUCAUAUGAUAAAGUAGGUGAAACCAAACUACUAAAAA
This is a messenger RNA of Anneissia japonica, 373 nucleotides long. Its product is annotated as DNA helicase MCM8-like. NCBI's taxonomy places the organism in Eukaryota, Metazoa, Echinodermata, Crinoidea, Comatulida, Comatulidae. The transcript is spliced from 3 exons. The annotation marks the transcript as partial. The record is from RefSeq and is a predicted model, not a curated record.